AUGGCGGCGGCUUUUAUUCGUCCUUACAAGUCCUCAGACUUUGCUGCAACCGCACACAUUUGCCGAGCGACCCUGCCCCCAACCCUGGCGGCGUCGGAGCCAGCCACCCGCCUCGCGCCGUACAUCUGGACGCACCAGUACACGCUGCUCUCCCCAGCGACCUGCUUCGUCCUGGACGACGGCUCCGGCGCGGCGGUGGGCUACGUCAUCGGCUGCGCGGACGUGUUCGCCCUCGCGGACGCGUACCCGCGCUACAUAAGCGAAAUCCUCGCCCCCGCGGAGACCUCGGGCGUGCCCGUGCCGAAGCAGCUCGCGCGCCUGGAGCCGUGGCUCGUGCCUGGUGAUGGCGGCAAGGGGGGGAUCAACGAGGAGUGCCUCGCGCAGAUGGCGCAUAGUCCGCGGUGGUUGUUGCUUGAGGGGGUGCAGGGCAAGGCGGAGCUUGUGAGGGAUUUCAGGGCCACGAUGCAUAUUGAUUUGCUGGAGGGGUGGCAAGGGAAGGGGUGGGGGAGGAAGAUGAUUGAGAGGUUCAUGGCGAGCGUGAAGGAUGGUGUUGAAGGGGUGACCAUGUUCCUGACAUAUCGCAAGAAAUCGAAUCGUCCUCUGCUGUAG
Molecule: messenger RNA, 609 nt
Organism: Diaporthe amygdali
Lineage: Eukaryota; Fungi; Ascomycota; Sordariomycetes; Diaporthales; Diaporthaceae
Exons: 3
Coding region: 1-609 (202 amino acids)
Source: RefSeq, a predicted model, not a curated record